UUGGAUGGUUUUCAGCCACUCACCAUACAGGUGCGCUGGAACAUUGGACGUGUUAAUUGUUUGAAGCAAACACCGUGUGUUUACCCUUUGAAUAUGUUAGCAUGUUAGACUUGAUUGGCACCUUCUCACGUCCUCACAGCAGUCUAACUGGGACGCGAAGGCACUUAAAUACGACGGAGCAACAAACUGGUGAAACAAACGGCAAUAAGCGACGGCUCUGUUUUCUGCGUUCACGUUAGACGGUUGUUGCGGCGUGCGGCUGCAGAAGACGGGGUUGGGUUUUUUUUUGUUUUGUUUUUUUUAUGUUUUACAUCGAGGGAAUUAACACGUGUGAAGACUCGGGUUCUUUGGAAUCUUUUUCAGUCCUCCACUCCCGUUUUAUCCAUGAGAUUUUCGACUAGUAAAAUGUAGCCUCUGCCUGACAGAUGUGAGGCAUCACAUCUGCAACCUACAGCGGGCACCCCCUCUGUUUACCUGCUCCUGAGGAGGACGGACGCUGCUGCAGCUGCAGCUCCUCACCAACAUCUGCCACCUCAGACCCAAGAGGCUUCUGUUUGGAUGAUCAAGGAGUAGGCAACCUGCUACAUGAAGUACCUUGGAGACCAUGACUCUUGCAAAGCUCCCUGCUUGAAAGCACAGCACUGAAGUCACUCACAUAACCUUUUUUUUUUUUUUAAUCCAUGGCACUGACGACGAUGGUGAUGAUGAGAUUCUAGGGUGAUAUUUGACUGACGGGUGGUUUUCAGUCUAGCCUGUAAGGGACGAUGGCUCGCCCCGGACCAGGCUUGCUGCUGCCGGUUAAUGGGCUGGGCUACCCUCCUCAAAACCUGGCCAGAGUGGUGGUCUGGGAGUGGUUGAAUGAACACGGCCGCUGGAGGCCCUACAGCGCCGCAGUUUGCCACCAUAUUGAGAACAUCUUGAAGGGGGAUUCCCGAGGAACUGUCGUUCUGGGCCAGGUGGAUGGCCAGCUCUCUCCUUACAUCAUUGAUCUGCAGUCCAUGCAUCAGUUUCGACAGGAUACAGGCACCAUGAGACCAGUGCAGAGGAACUUUUAUGAACCGUCCUCUGCCCCUGGGAAAGGCGUGGUCUGGGAGUGGGAGAAUGACAAUAGCUCGUGGACACCAUAUGACAUGGAGAUCUGUGUGACCAUCCAGAACGCCUAUGAGAAACAGCACCCCUGGUUGGAUCUGACCUCUCUGGGCUUCUGCUACCUCAUCGACUUUAACAGCAUGUCUCAAACAAACAAGCAGAGCCAGCGCAAACGACGCCUUCGGAGACGCAUGGAUCUUGCUUACCCGCUCAUCAUGGGUUCAAUCCCCAAGUCGCAGUCUUGGCCUGUGGGAGCCAGCUCUGGCCAGCCCUGCUCCUGCCAGCAAUGCAUCCUGGUAAACAGCACGAGAGCUGCAUCGAAUGCAAUCCUUGCCUCUCAGCGACGGAAGCUCUACGGUGGGGCGGUGGGCAGUACGGGUGCAACUGGAACCCUGACGGCAGUGCGACAGAGUAACACCUUUGCUGGAACCUCCCUCUGGUCUCCAAACUCCUCUGGGACCAAUAAUAUCAGUGCAGGAGGUGGGCAAGCCAAAGGUGAACAGGUGCAGGUACCGCUAUCCCCAGCCAACUUCCCAUGUUCUCCUGUGAUAUCAUCCCAUGGCCACGCCAACGCCAACACCCACGCCAUCAAUGGCCAGAACAACCUGAACCGACCAGGCACUCAGCGCAUCUCUAUGGCCACUCCCAGAGGAACCAUCCCACCAGGGAUUCCUGCUCUCCCAGUCAAGAACCUGACUGGAUCUGGACCAGUGCACCCAGCUCUAGCAGGUAUGACCGGUAUCCUGAUGUGCGCUGUAGGUCUGCCUGUUUGCCUGACUCGAGCACCAAAGCCCAUUCUGCACCCACCACCCAUCAGCAAGAGCGAUAUGAAGCCUGUGCCUGGGAUCAACGGUAUGCGCCGCAAGACAAAGAAAAAGCACCUGAGGAAAGGGAAGACCCCAGAGGAUGUGGUCAGAAGAUACACUGAGAAAAUUAAAGUGGUGCCAGAUGAGGACUGUACCAUCUGCAUGGAGAGGCUGGUCAUGGCGUCAGGCUAUGAAGGCGUCCUGCAGCACAAAGGCAUCAAGCCAGAGCUGGUGGGCAAACUUGGCAAGUGCGGCCAUAUGUACCAUCUGCUGUGCCUGGUGGCCAUGUACAACAAUGGCAAUAAGGAUGGUAGUCUCCAGUGCCCAACAUGCAAGACCAUCUAUGGGGAGAAAACAGGCACUCAGCCCCCUGGGAAAAUGGAGUACCACAUCAUCCCUCACUGCCUGCCCGGCUACCCAGACUCCAAGACCAUUCGCAUCGUCUAUGACAUUCCUGCCGGUGUCCAGACCAAUGAGCACCCCAACCCUGGGAAAAAGUUCAGUGCCAGAGGUUUCCCUCGUCAGUGUUACCUGCCAGACAACGAGAAGGGUAGGAAGGUACUCAAGCUGCUGAUCACGGCCUGGGACCGGCGCCUCAUCUUUACCAUCGGGACGUCCAGCACCACAGGCGAGUCAGACACCGUGGUGUGGAACGAGAUCCACCAUAAGACCGAAUUUGGCUCCAACCUGACAGGCCACGGCUACCCGGAUCCCAACUACCUGGACAACGUCUUGACAGAGCUGUCAGCCCAGGGAGUCGGCGAGGACAACCUAAAGGACUGAAAGGCUCCUGAGCAGUUGAUAUGCAGGAACACAAACCAUCACGCUCCACUGUCUCCUCGGUAUACGCUGGAUGAGGGGCCAACAUGCAGCCCCGCUACUCUUUCUCCUCCAUACGAGACCCUGUACAAGUGGUGGCAAACUAUUAGACUGCUUGAUCUUUUUAUUUUGAUGAUCUUUAGCGUUAAGCCUGGAGCAUGCUGUGCCCUCAGAGGCUUGAGACACAUGCUCAGUGUCUGUCCUGAUGCCAGCAAAUAUGUCAGUGGCCUCUUUUUAGAGUCAAAACGAAGCAUCUGCACUUGUAACGCAACAAGGCGGCGUGAUGGGGCCAGAUUUCAUGGCCCCAGCAAAAUUGCAUAAUGAAUGUUGAGUGAAUUGCUGCAAUAAGAUGAGGUGCCAAUGAAGGACAGUCACCUCUCCAUUUUUUUCUAAAACAUCUAAUAUUGCAACACAUGUUGAGACUUUUUUAGUUUUUUUGAAGGAGAGGUGUUGGCUCGAGGUUGUGCCCCAUCUCUGCGAUAAGGGCUAAAAGAAAGUGUAGUGCAUGUACUAGAUUCCAGUGGACAAAGGCUUUAAAAUUGUAAUAUUUGCUAAUAAAUGUACGUGGUGGUGUUAAUCUUGUGGGCUGCCUCUGAGACGGGCCGUGAAAUGAAUAGCCCAGCAGAUAUUUGGAUGCUUAUGAAGAUAUGUUGGACGUGCCAUUGCUACAGUUCAAGGUUAACCUCAUUUGUUUUGUCGACACCUUGAUGACGCUAAACUCUGAACAAAAAGCCUCGCGUUAUCAUUCUCCCCGUUGGAGGAAUUUGGAGCCUCGGGUCUAUCCGUCAUGCUGCUGUGCAUGAAGGAUGGGGAGUUUGUGCAUCGAGGUGCUAAGAGGUUGGAGUUUUCACCUCGGAGAUCCAUCUCGUGAAUGUGAAACUCUCCUCUUGGGAGCAGAGAUGCAUUGUAUUUGACCAAAAUGUGCUUGGUUGAUGUCCAAAUGCUUUAUUGCAGGCUGUAGAUGCACCAACAGGAACCCUCACCCCCCCAAAGAUGUUAUGCCCAAGAGCUAAAGUCUUUUGAAGAUCCAUGUUGAGGUAUCUUUUUUUAUAUACUGUAUAUAUAUAUAUACACAUAUAUAUAUAUACACAUAUAUAUAUACACAUAUAUAUAUACAUAUAUAUAUAUAUAUAUAUAUAUACACAUAUACAUAUAUAUAUAUAUAUAUAUAUAUAUAUAUAACUUUGAGAGGAAAGCUAGGUCAGCGCUGCAUAUUUUUCCCUGGAAUGCGUCUGAUCAGCUUUAAUUAGCGGGGAUGUUGAUGUAAAGUUGUUGCGGGCUUCAUUUCAGACAGAAUCGCAGUCUUCCAUAGCAAAUUGAGGCAGCAUUUAUGUUGAAAUUGCAUUGGAAACAUUUGUGUUUCUAAAUCAACUUGCAGUGCUUUGAAAUAUAAGCUGUUAUUUACAAAGGUGGUAUACCCUACAAUUCAAGCUCUGUUUGGAAGUAUGGUGUGUGUGUGUGUGUGUGUGUGUGUGUGUGUGUGUGUGUGUGUGUGUGUGUAUAUCAUUUAUUUUUAUACUCUUCUGUAUAAAAGAACACAGACUUGGCCACAUAUCUACACCAAGACCGAUGUCAACAUGAUUCUGUUGAAUGAUCUCUGACAUGUUAAUGAUGUCUAAUAUAACAGGUAGUUAGCGUAUGCUACUCAUGUAGAAUGUGUGUAGUUGACUCUAAUAAAUGUUGUCAAUGUACCUUUCAUUAGCCGGGGAGCUUAACGAGCAUGAGAUGUCAUUCUCCCCAAAAGGGUCGGUGUUUCACUUGGCUUGAACACAUGGGGGCAAUAUUAGCUGGGCGGGAUCAUUUACAUUUUUGAAUGACAACCUGGUUUUUCUUUUGCUUAUAUUGCCACACAUGUAAUAUGACCAAGUCUCGUCUGUCUUCGUGUUAUGCUGUGAGUGGUAUAUGCAAAUGAGCAAUGUUUAACUUUGCUUGCACCCGUGUGCUAAUCACGGAGGAGCACUGCAGCUGCUGCUGGACACUCCAAAAUCAAUACAGCCUGUUGCCAUGUUGUCAACUGCAGCCAGCACAGUGCGAGUGCCGUGGCAGUGUUGUCUUGUAUUGCUAAUAUAACAUUAGAGAGGUCACCUUGGAUGGCCAGUGCGUUCUGAUCUUUUGUGGUUCUCUUUUCAGAAAACCUAUGUCUGCUUUUUCACUGGAUUUUUAACAUCUUUAGGCUUUUAAUGGAGGGUGUACAAAUUGUCUGCAGAGAUUUAUUGUUAGCACUCUACUGGUAGCAAGUCUCAACCAAUCCUCUACCUUAUUUCAGGGAUUAUUGUUUUAAUGUCUAAGGAAGAGCCCUAUACGUUUCGAAUGAUGUUGGUCGUGUCAGCACAUUUCAGUGCUCGACCGGCCGCAAUGUUCAGCCCAUCUUUUGGAGGAAAGGUAGACCACCAGGUAUUGGAUGCCAUUACAUUUUGAAAGUGAUUAUAAUGUUGCUUUAUUGGUAAGAUUAAGCAGUGGAACUUAAGUCGAUCCUAUUUCUGUCGCCAACCUGUCUGUUGACUUUCUCAUCAAGACCCGGUCCACCGUGUUAUUAUUAAAAGUAUAUGCUUAGUUUAUUUUUCAGACAACUUUUUUUUUAGGUAUAUUAAAUGGUGUUUUACCUUGAUAUGUUUUGGAAAGCUCAGAGGAUGGCUGUAGGUGAUGGUCGAAACAUGCCAAUGUAAAACACCAUCGAAUAUACCGAAAAGGAAAAAGUUGUCUGAAUAUAAAAAAACUAAACGUAUAUUCAAUAAGAAGACAAAAUGAAUCAUUAUUAAAAAGUGUCCACGUAAGCUCAUGUAAGUCAUCAUGCAUGGUCGACCGCUUUUGUUGACAUAAAAUAGGAGUAAAAGGAGUCAUUUUUAUAACAAAAUGGGUUUAUGUUCACGUGUUAUAUUAUCAAGGGGACAUAUAAAAAUGGGAAGUCCACAUUUAAAGUUUAGAACUGAAGAAGCCUUUUGGAUUAAAGGUAAAACGUUUUCAACCAACAAGAAGCGUCCAGCUGUCUCGAUUCAACCUUGGACCUGGAUGACGGGGAAUUUUCACAGACAUGUUGAAUGAUCAACUUCUGCAUUAUCGCUAAGCUUGUUAAACAACAAAGUAAGUACGGUCUACUUACACAGCAUUAAAACGUGCACACAGUGACUUCCUGUUCAGUGUAAAAUAAGCAUCAAAUAGAAGCAUGACGGUAUUUAACCAUACAUUUUUUUUUCUAGAUUGUUGGUCAUCAGAAGACAAAUAUGCGCACGUACGAAAGCUUUAGAAAUUACCGCUGCAGCUCUGUUUGAUAAGAGCGUAAAAUAUUGUAAUGUCGGAGGAAUGUCAACGAGGCAUCAUGAGUCUACAAAACAGCACACUAUAGCUGCUCGAACUAGCAGGCCAACACCAGUGCCCCCAAUAGCUUAAUCAAUGAAUCACAGCUCAGAACUAUACACAAUACUCCCGUCGCUACAAUAUCUUGUGAAAACGGAAGAAUCCAAAUAAAAAUAUUCCCAAAUGGAGGAAAACUGCUGUAGGUUCAAAAUCCUUUAUGUCCCCUUCGGCAUUCGCAAGUAAGUGUGCAAGCAAUGGUUAGCAUCGAUUUUGAUUUCGACUGUUUCGACAUCCGCUUACGUUGACAUCAGUCGGGAGGCCAUUGAGAUAAGUGGGUUUCACAUGUACAGUGUCCUAAAUUGGACGAUACCUGGUGGGAUGCAUUGUAGUCCUCUACGACUGUGCAUUUCAACUUAGUGAGUGGCAGUUGGUCAGACCCACACUAUGUCUGGAGUAACUGCGCUGAAAGAUCAGAACCUCAUCGCGGUUUUCUUCUUGUAGUCAUUAAAGGUCAUACAGCGUGCUGUGCUUAUUCCUUGUGGCAUAUCUUAGGUCAUACAUGGAUUUUGCAUCAGCCUUUGCAACCUUCAAGCGUCUUCGCUUUCUCAAUGUGUUGAAACAAAGGGAAUUAUCGUUUGGUCCAAAGUGGAGCACUGGGUCUCCUCUUGCUUGCUCUCGACACGUGUCCUCAUUCCCACUGAAGGACACAGCUCUUGUGUCUCUAUAUGCAAAAGUCUUUCUAAUUAAACCUUUUCUAGCUGAUGAGAAACAGGUCAUUACAUUUCAAAAAGGCUUGAGGAAAGAAUAAUAGCUGUAAAUGUAGACGUAUGCUACAUGGAGAUUUGCUGGUUAUGAAUGACCCCACCUGCCUCCCUUUUCAUGUGUUCACAUCUUCCACAAUGGCCAAGAAUAACAAUGCAAGUUUAUUUAUGAUCUGACGUCCAACUUUCUGGCACGUAUUGAAUCUGAAAGACAGUGAAAAUGAGUUGUUUCCUCCACUUUCCGCGGCCCUUUUGGAACUAUCAGGGACUUUUCCAUGUCGAGAUCCUUCCUGAACAUUCUGUCGGCCCUUUAGACUUUCAGGUGUGUACAGACUUCUAUGAAAAGGUGGUUUAUGAGAGCGCAUUGGUGUUUAUGCAAUUUACUAUUUUUGACAUGUGAAAGGCAAUUUGUUUGUAGCAAGGUGUUUUCUCCUCGUGUGUACAACUAACAAAAGAAGACAUACUAUAGGUGUUGAAAAGCAUAUAUUUUUGAGGUAUUUUCUGAUCAAUGAUUGUCUUAAUAUAACCUUUUCCAUUGGAUUAGAACGUGAAGAUGACUCAACAUUGUGUAGUAUUUCCAGUUGUAAUCCCACGUCCUAAACGUUGACUGCAAAGUGUUUCAAGUAUAAACAUUUAGUGUGUCCCUUUGUACGUCGUCGUCUGUUUGAGUGUGUACUGAGUGUGCAUCACGUCUUUAGUGUUCUCCUGGAGAUGCAUGCUAACCAAAGCGGGAGCCGCCCUUAACGGCAAAGGUCAACAAGAUGAUGGACUCGUAUUUUUAACACGGCGGUCUGCAUCUUGCCUCAAAACUCCUUUUCAUUUUUUUUUUUUUUUUUGUUUUUUUUUUAGUCGAGUGUGGAAGACCAACAGCGUUUAGCUGUUUUUUGGUUGUUUUUUUUUUUUUUUCCCCCACUCUUGACGUGUUCAGCCUUUGGACUUUUAUUGAGAAAACGAGUCACCAACUGCAAUCGGCUAAAAGCUAAAUAGAGACUCUGAUUUGACUAUAAAGGGCUUCUUAAUCCUGGUCAGUCUUUAUUGAAUCGUGAUGACCUUGUUGCAUGUUUGUGUCUUUCCUGUAGACAAAUAUUGACAAAUAAAUGUGCCCUCAACAGGGAUGACCUUUGGCA
Molecule: messenger RNA, 7896 nt
Organism: Dunckerocampus dactyliophorus (ringed pipefish)
Lineage: Eukaryota; Metazoa; Chordata; Actinopteri; Syngnathiformes; Syngnathidae
Gene: dtx1
Product: deltex 1, E3 ubiquitin ligase
Exons: 10
Coding region: 765-2678 (637 amino acids)
Biological process (GO): Notch signaling pathway; protein ubiquitination
Cellular component (GO): nucleoplasm
Molecular function (GO): zinc ion binding; ubiquitin protein ligase activity
Source: RefSeq, a predicted model, not a curated record